AGAGAAAAAGAAUAAGAGGUAGAGGAAGAAGAAGAGGAAGAAGAAGAACAAGAAGAGGAGGAGGAGGAGGAAGAAGCUUUGAAGCUAGAGACCAGGGCUUGCUGCUCGCUCGCCGCUUACGUACCAGCAAGAGCGGGCCGCGUUGUGUAAGAGCUGAAAGUAAAAGUUGAAACCGCCGACUCGAGCUCGCGGGAGCGCGUGCUGCGCGCGCUAAAAUCCGAUCCUGCCUCCUGUAGGCUGGGCACAAGCCGAAUAUCCCCUGCCUCUCUCUCUCUUUCUCCGCGGUCCGAAUAUACCUCCUGCCAGUCUCUCUUUCACCGGGCGGCUUUUCGGCGCACCCGUUCUUUCUUCCGAGGAAAGACCCCCCAAAAAAAGGAAGGUUUCACCGAGUGCGCGCUUGGUGUGUGCUUGGAUUUCGCGUGAUCGCCGCUCCGCACGCCCUUGACGAGGAACGGCAGCGCGGAGGAUCUACGUGCCCCGAUGGACAAGUCGGAGAGGGCGUGCUAAGGAAAGAGCAAGGAGAGCAGAGAGAAGAGAGAGAGAGAGAGAGAGAAGAGAGGAACACUGCGAACUCCGUUCCAUUGCGUAACGACGUUUUCUAGUCCGCUGCUUCGCGAAAUAUAUACUCGCGCUCUCUCGCGCGAGUAUUUCGCUCGCUCGUUCGUUCGUUCGUUCGCGGAGGUGUACGCCGCGUGAGAGACGAGUGAGUGUGCACGGUGUAGCGACAUAAGUUGUUGUUCGUCGUCCUAGUGCGGAUAAAGCGGAUACCCGGUCGAAAAGGCGACACUCGCGGCCGACGGCGAGCAGCGGGCCGACGAAGCGAGAACGAACGAUGGAAAGUAAUUGGCCCCGCGCGUUUCACUUCGUCCAGCGCGGAACGCGAGUGUUCAAGGUCACCGUCGCUGGUAUCCCGGCACCGGUAAUCCGUUUCCGGAGUUGCUAGAGAGCGGUCUUCAUCAUCGCGAGCGGCAUCCCGACAGCCAACCGUGGAAGGACUCUCGACGCGUGCGAAUUUAACCCGCCUCUCUUUCUCUCUCUCUCUCUCUCUCUCUCGCUCUCCCUCCCUCCCUCUCUCUCUCUCUCUCUCUCUCCUCCCUCUUUCUCUCUCUCCUCUCUCUCUCUCUCUCUCUCUCUCCCCGGGGUUCACGAUCGGCAGCGCGCUCGCUUUUACCUCGCCGCCUCGUCCGGGCGCAGAAGUUUCGCAAAAGGGAUUACAACACGCAGAAGAGAAAGGAGACAGACGGACGGAAAGGGUGACGCGAAAGGGAAAAGGACGGCGAAGAAAGAGAGGGACAGACCGUGACAGAGAGGGAGAGGGAGGAGGAUAAGGAGAAGGAGGAGAACGAGGUGGAGAAGGAGGAGAGGAACACACCGCGAUACAACAUCCGUGUGCGGGAAAACCGCAGGGGGAGGCGAGGGACUCGCGGGGGAAGAAUUUCUCGCGCGAAGGACGGGAGUCCUCGCGAUCGUCGCGCGUGCUUCGCGACGACGAGGAAGGCGUCGAGCCGGGGGAGAAGCAGCCGAGGGGGCUCUCUCGAAACCGAGGAGAAAGAGGCGGAGGAGAGCAGACCGCGGUAGUGAAGGACGUGUCUGAAAGACGAUCCGGAUGUGGCGGGAUCCAUUCGCUUUCCGUUCUCCUGCUCGCUCGUUGAUCGUUACCGAGCGCCGACGACGUUGAGAAAUCCGCGGAGGCAAUCCCGAGGGAUCUUUCAGAAUCCGCGUGACACCGCUGAGGAGCCGGGAACGCGCGGUUCGGGGACACGCGGCCCCCGAGUGGAAUUAAAAGUGCGUUUAAAAAGGUUAGCGGGAUAAAAAAGGCGCGCGCGCGCGAAAGGAUAAGAGAAAGGAAUAGGAGCCACCUCCGAGUCCUUGAGAGUACUCAACGGGUAAAAGUGCCGCGCGCAGAGCCAGCCGGUUGACCCUGGGCAGUCAGCGGAGCAGAUCCCGCUGGAAAAAAGUUCUCCACCGUCGCCGCCGUCAUCGUCGUCACCCUUCGUCAUCAUCCUCGUCGUUCUUGCGAACCUCGCCAUCUCGCCACCAGCUGCCGAGCCUCUUUCUCUCUCGCUCCCGGUCGUCUACGCGUCAAGUUUCGCAUCGAGGACGCGUGCAUACGCGUGCGUGCGUCGUGCGAAGCCACGUGUGUGCGACAUCGCGCGGCAUCGGCCCGAUAGAAACCGGGCGGAAAAACAGCUGAGCAGCGUACGACGACGUCCUCGACGGGGAAGUCCUCAUCUCCCGGCGACCUUGCCUGAUUUGCGUUCGGUUCCGCGAGACCAGGUGCGCGAGGAAACCCGCCGGUGUGAAGUGGUAGCCAACGUAGUGCCGGCGCCGGUAUAAUACACACCGUAUCGACAGAGAGAGAGAGAGAGAGAGAAAGAGAGUAUCGAGUUCCGCGAGCGCGCGCGGUCACGUUCGUUUCCCCCGUUCGACGUAGCCGCUACUGAUCUGUUUUUCUCGUGCCAGUGGUGAUCCAUGCCGCGGAAUAUCAAUGUACGUCACGUGCCCGCGUCCACGUCUUCGUCGCCGUUGCCACGGGAUCUCGGCUCGUCGUCGUCGGCCCGCGAAGGGGAUGCCUUCACCUCGUGACUCGACGAGAGAAUCCUGAGGGAUUAUAUGUGUUAUCGUGCCGCACAGCGACGCAACCUGGAUCACGCCGCCGAUCACGUUGGACAGCGCCGGGCAGCGAAGUUAGAAAAAGCGCAAGACGAUGUAUACUGACGGUCUCUUGACACUCCACUAUGGGAAACAUCCAGCGACCUUGGCCGCAGAGGUCGGGGCCUGGUACAGCGGGGAUCGUCACGUGGACGUGACCCUAGCAUGCGACGAUGGGUCCGUUGUGAAGGCCCAUCGCGUCGUUUUGGCAGCAGCCAGUCCUCUCUUAGCUAGUCUACUUCGGAAUCCUGCCCUGGACCACGUGGUUCAUUUGUCCGGCGUCCGAAAGACUCAGUUGAAUCACCUGUUGGAGUUUCUGUACAACGGGGAGGCACUGAUACCGUCGACAGAGCUCAUACCGUUGAAAGAACUCUUCGAGCUUCUUCAAAUCAAGUCGGAGCUGUCCGAGUCGAAUCAGCCUCAAACCUCUAAUAGCUCCGACCCGGAAAGGACACUAACUCCCCAGCCUUCUGAAGGCCAGGAAAGUUCCAGUUACGAAUCACAAUAUGACAGCAGACAGUCCAAUAAUCCCGCGGACUGUUGCUCGGUUCUCAUCAAGACGGAGGACUGCGAAGAGGAGCCGGAAGUGGACGUGGAAGGUAUGGGUAGCGACGCUACCGAUAACAGGGAAAGUAACAUAGAACCGCCUAGAAGAAGGGAUAGCUCCGAUCCUGUUAAUCUGAGCCUGAAUUCCGGCGCUUCUACCACGAGUGAGAGCUCGCACGACAUAGUGCACAGGUCGGAGAAGCAGUUACUCGAAAGGCGAGAAUCUCUCGAGGAGGUUGAAGAAAGGAGAAGACAGCUGGCGGCACGGCUCGCGUUAGGUUUAGAGCCUGGGAAGCCGCAGGCCGAAGAACUACCAAUCCCACCUGCGGAGGCGUACGUGGUGACGCCUCAUCGGAAGCGAAGGCCGGGAUUCCACAACGCUCCCGCGCAAAACCCCGCAUUCGUACCCUUUAAUCCCGGAUUCGAAACGCCGAGGAGACUGCAAGCGCCACAUCCCUUGAGUGUUUCGGCACCACCGUACCUGCAGGAUAGGUCAGUGACACCUCCAGGAGCGUCGCAUCGGCCGCCGAGCGCCGAUCCAGCGUCAGCGGCUGCCCUCGAGCCACCCUGGGGCGCUUGGACUCUACCACCCAGCAGAGCCCCGCCGCCGCCGGCCACGGAAGACCCGCCGAAGUCGACUCCCGUCCGAGAUUACCGGUGCAACUAUUGCGGCAAGCAGUUCGGCAUGUCGUGGAACCUCAAGACUCACCUGAGAGUGCACACGGGCGAGAAGCCGUUCGCGUGUCGAAUUUGCGUCGCUAUGUUUAAGCAGAAGGCGCACCUGCUGAAGCACCUUUGCUCGGUUCACAGGAGUCGGAUAUCCGCGCCGGAUAACACCUUCACGUGCUGUUUCUGCUCGUUGAGCUUCGACAGUCUGCAGGAACUCAUCAGGCAUCUGUCCGGGCCGCAUAACAACAUGCUGCUCAGCAAGAAUCUACAUAUACGCGACUAGCGACAGGAUCAAAGGCCGGCCGGUGCUGAGGAGUACCCCGCGAGCGCGAUGUGACGGGUCCCCGGGCGGGAUUUCACCAAGUCCCCGGAUGACCGUCGAUCGGAUCGUGCUCGGGAUACUCGGACCUUCUAUUCGGACCACUCUGAAAGAGUCUCUUAUAUAUGGAAUCAGUGGGAGAUUACGGAACCUCUUUCUCCGACGAGGGUUUCGCAAUGUACGAAUGAGUCCGUACCCGACACGGAGAUUUGUAUUUCCAAUUCGCAUUCUAUCGCUGAACCACCGAUGAAGUGAUAUUUUCUAAAGACACGUUUGUUGGAAUUUAUUUAUAGAAGAGAUACGUAUAAAAACGAAAAUAAAGAAAUUUAUACUCGGCUCGGAGAGAAAGAAAACAAACAACUUCGGAACGCAUUCGGUAUCUUAUCGUAUAACGCGUGCGUUCUGGCUGUAGUCACUUCUGCGGUUCACCUUCCGUAAGUUGUUGGAAUUUCUCUACGGUAUUCUCGUCACAUCGGUCCGCAUAACGAACAAUGUGUGCCUUUACUGCGAAGGAAGUACAGCGAGUUUCUGCGAGCGAGGAACACCCGAUUCUCCGGCUUACACGCGGUUAUUCCGAAGUCGAUCCCGUCUGAAUGCGGUCCGAAGGAGAUUUACAAUUCGUCUCGGACGUUCGUCUGAUCGAGCGAAUGCCGCCUUUACGCGAACCGUACGAGCGAAAGUUGCAAGAAGCACACACACGCGAGGCACACGACGAGGUUGCCGGUGGUCUUACGAAGGAAUGUGCGUUCUUUCUCAAUCGCUAGAUUUUCAUCAGUGCACACGCAAUCCCGAAAUCAGGGGGAAAACGCACGAGCGUGCACCGGGGGUGGCACGUCGGAGGCUUCCCGUUGGGUUUCUUCGGGGAUAAACUUCGGCGAACAGCACCGGAGAUCGCGGCCUUUGCUUGGAAAAUAACAACGUCCGGGGGUGGAUCUGGAAACACACGGAAAUCCUCACGAAAUCUUCCACCGUCGCGGUCGUCGUUCGCCGACGACUUCGCCGGGAGUGUUUUUUUAAUCACACAAACAAACGGUAGCGAUCGUUAAGAAGCGCUUUUUGAUCGAUGCCCGACGUGGAAAGAAAAAGCCGCAAGCUGUGACGAGCUAAGUGCGCGAUCGUCGGGCGUAAUCUUGGAAUAGUACAAGGAGGACAAUGAACGUACGGAGAGUCAAUUAUCGUCACGCGUCCCGACGGCGACGAUUUCUCUCUCUUUUCGUUUGCGUUUUGUUUGUUGUUAUUUUAUUUUAAUCGCGACACGUGGCGACAUCCGGCGAGACGUCCCGUUUACCUCAGCGCGUACGACUAAUCUCACACACACACACAGACACACGCACACACACACACACACACAUACACACAUAUAUGCACGCACAACUGUAAAUAAUGUUAAAUAGGAGAGAAGAAAUCGCGAAGCGAACGGAUUAGAAUUUAUUUAUUUCACGCUAUUGCAAAGGGACCAACCGACUUUCCACCGAUUUUCUGUCUUAGGUAGAUCUUAGGUGUCCUGCCCUCCAAUCGCCUCUACGAACUAACUGCUCGCCACAGCGAGAGCCGAACGUUUCGAUCGCGGAACAGCAUGGAAGUAUUCGAUCGGGACGCUGAAAUGAAGAAGAGUUAUCUCGAAACGCUAAACACACACACACACACACACACAUACACACACGACGGAAGAGAGCAUUAUCGGUGCGCUUAGACGAUUUUAUAAAUUGUUGAUUGCGACUUGUUGUCUAGUAAAUGUCAACGUUGUUAAUGUUCUAUUUUGUAAAAUUCCGUCUUCCAUCCCUCCUCCCCUCACACACACACACACAUGCACACACACGACGCCACGUCCUCUUCUUUCUCCGUCAUCCAGCCGUCCCGACAUACUCCCAUUCUCGGUACACCCUUCGAUAUAACUCAGCGACUCGAGUGCCUUGUCAAAAUGGGUCCAAAUUGGUCGAUUGGGCAGUGAUUUCAUGUGUUCAUAGGCUUAAGAGAACAUAGGCGUUUAAGAUGACGAUACGAGAGAGCUCGCUUAGAAAACAAAAAAAUGCGGAAGAAUAUCGAUUAAUUAAUUCACGUUAGGAAGUCUUUAAGGAUUUGUCUCCGAUUCAAUUUUCUCAAGUUUCGCUAAGGCUAAGUUAGGUUGUUGUAUCUAUAGUAGCUUUCUUUCCUUUAAUUUCACUUUUGUUUGGCGCAGGACGUCAUGUUCUAUUUUCACUUCUAAAUAGGCAUUAUGUUACCUAAGGUGCCUUGAAUGACCUCGACCUCUUUUUUGCUCCUUAAUUAAUAGUAUGAAAACCACCUCGACGACGCUCGAAUGUUUAAGAAGGUAAAGAAGAAACGACGGGAGGGGUGGGGGAGGGGGGAGGGAUUGGAAUUCACGCACUUAUCGACGAAAUGUUUCGGGAGGGAACGGUUGCGAAUGAGCAAAAUGAGCGGGAGAUUGUACAGAAUUUAGAAAAUGAUAUGUACGCUCCGGGGAUGCGUUAGUCUCGUUACGUUCACACCAAAGACAUUUUAUACGAAAGGGAAGGAAAGGAGAGGAGGAAAAGAAAAUCUGCGAAGUUGCGGAAAAGAAAAUCUGCGGUUAAUCGAGCGAACGAUAUGCAAUUUUAAUAUUUUUCAACCAACACGUGCGACAUUUCGCACGGUCCCCUUCAUUCUCGUUACUAAGUUCUACACGGCGACUGUACUUCGAAUUGUACUUCGAAGAUAUGACGAUCUUAACGUAUUACUUAACUAUUAUACCGAUCGUAUCGGGGAGAAAUAAACGAAGGGAGGUAAGGUAAACGUUCGACGGUGUACAUUAAUUAGCUUAAAUCUGUCGCGCGAAUCUCGUGGAAAAAGAAAAAAAAAAAUGUAAGUCGCGUAAGCAAAAGAAAGACGGUAUACAUUUUUUCAACGAUUUGCUUUUCCGGUCUCGAUGAACAUCGUACAUGCGUCAAAUGAAGCGUGAAGGAAAAUGAAUGUUAAAACGACCAAUCGGUGCUCUCUCUCUCUCUCUCUCUCUAUCUCUAUCUCUCUCUCUGUUAUUCCCGCGUUACCGCUCGUCCUCGCGAUCGCGAUCACUCGGGGUGGAAAAUAAAAAUCGGGUUUGGAAGGUCUUCUCUCUUCUUCACUUUCUCCCGUUGCGUCGUUCGGAGUAACGCCGUGACGGGGAGGCGGACAGAAGAACGGAGCAGAAAGAGAGGUUGGAGGGAUGGUGUGCGCUCUCGCAAAGCCAGGCAAAAACGGCCAGCACAAAACAAUGAACGUAAUGUGAUACUAAAUGAUAAUAAAGCUAAAGUAAUUAUUGUUUAGCGUGCGACGCCGCGGCGUUAAUGGUACGAGCGCGACUCGUGGCUCUCGACGUGGCCAGGAAGAAGCUUGCAGCCGUGAGAAAGAAGAAGAAGAAGAGAAAAAAAGGAAGAGAAAACGGCAGGAAACCGGCGAAGAAUGAUUUUGCGAGUCGCCUAAGUAAUUUAAGCGAUCAGCUUUUGUCACCAUUUUCCUCUGCCCUCCCAGCCCUCAUCACACGCUCCCGACUCCAAUCUCGUCUCUCCUCUUCUCGAGCCGUAAGCGCACUAGGAUUACGCAUUACAGAUUAAUCUAUUGUUAAUUAAUUACGUUUAGCACAUGCACGAGCACCCGGGUGUCCCUCUCGGGCGAGGAAAAAGAACAAAGAUCUCGAAUUUCGCUUUCGACCGGCCGAGCGGAUCGCGAAUGUGAAAGAAGACGAUACACUCUCACUUUGGUACGAUAUUAUUCGAUGUCGUAUUUUCGGGAGCUUCCUUGCAUAUCGGACGUAAUUGAACAUUAGCCGAAUGACAAUUUGGAUCGAGAGGUUUUAACGUACGCGAAGAAUAAUAAUCGGGGUAAUUUUGCGGGUACAACGGAGGCGUUGAUUUACUUUUUCCACGACCGCCGCCUCUCGUUGUGGGUUCCACGAAGAUGGCGUCUUCUUUUUCUCACCUAGGCAUCCGGGUGAAAACUUUGUAGAUAUUAAGCAUCUUCCAAGCGGGGCGCGAGCUCCGCGCGCUUUCUUAGUGUUCAUAGGUUUACGAGAAAUAAAUUAAUUCAGUUGGAAACUGUGUACGAAGAGAUAAACGGAAGCGAGCGCAGUCGACGAAA
This is a messenger RNA of Dinoponera quadriceps, 8278 nucleotides long. It is a transcript of the gene ken, whose product is annotated as transcription factor Ken 2. Gene Ontology annotation, cellular component: nucleus. Gene Ontology annotation, molecular function: DNA-binding transcription factor activity; RNA polymerase II cis-regulatory region sequence-specific DNA binding; protein binding. The transcript is spliced from 6 exons. The record is from RefSeq and is a predicted model, not a curated record. Gene Ontology annotation, biological process: regulation of transcription by RNA polymerase II. Bases 2708 to 4150 code for a protein of 480 amino acids. Lineage: Eukaryota; Metazoa; Arthropoda; Insecta; Hymenoptera; Formicidae.